Megalops cyprinoides (Indo-Pacific tarpon) is the source of this 2110-nucleotide messenger RNA. RefSeq lists its product as uncharacterized. Gene Ontology annotation, molecular function: cysteine-type endopeptidase activity. Bases 130 to 1776 code for a protein of 548 amino acids. The transcript has 11 exons. Gene Ontology annotation, biological process: immune response. Gene Ontology annotation, cellular component: lysosome. The record is from RefSeq and is a predicted model, not a curated record. NCBI's taxonomy places the organism in Eukaryota, Metazoa, Chordata, Actinopteri, Elopiformes, Megalopidae.
GGUGUUGAGGAAAGUGAAGUAAACAGUUCACGCCGCUGAGAAUCCUGUGGAUUCGGCUAAAUGUUUCGCUGGUUUUAUUUUUUGUAACUGCCUACGUACAACAUUUAUUUAGAAAAUUCCACCUCGGUCAUGAUGUGGAUCUCAAAUAUUUUAACUGUGUUCUUGGUGUACGGAGCAGUGUCGGAAGGCAAACCAUUGACCACCACUCCAGAUUUUGGGAAGACGUACCACGUGAAAGGUGUGAUUUCGCUGCCCUACGCUGAGAUCAAAGAACCAUUUGAGGCCUGGUAUGACCUGCAGGGGGAGACAAGUCGCAUCGACUACUAUCAUGGUCAGGUGUCCACAUUCCAGAAGGGCACGGAGAAACCCUGGGGCUCCAGCUACAAGAUCUCUCCCGAGACGACGGAGACUGAGGUGAACGUCAUGAAGUGCUUCCAAGUCAACGGCACGAAGGAGGACCCUGUCAAGCCCCAGGCGGCCUUGCCCAGCCUGGAGGGCUUCCAGUAUUUGCGGAAGGAGUACUUCAGUGGCGUCCUGUGUGAAGUGUGGCAGAACGUGACGGUUAUGGGCCAUAAGAAGAACACCUACACCCUGUGGGUGACACGCCCAGAGGGCGAGAACGAGCCCGCCACGCCUUGGCACUACGAGAUGAUGGGCUACAACACCCUGCUGGGCUCCCAUUAUGACAAGUACCUGGUGGACUACAGGGAAUUCAGCUCCCAUGUGGACCCCAAGGUCUUCUCCCUGCCAGAUGGCAUCACGUGUGGAUCGUUCCCGGGGCCGGGGAUGGAGCAUCAGCUCCUGGCCAAUCCCAUGAAAGACCUGGUCCACACCUCCCCUGUGGGCCACGCCCAUCGGCUCUUUGGACACUUCAAGGAGAAAUUCCAGCGUCGCUAUGGUGAUGAGAGGGAGCACGAGGAGCGGGAGCAUGCCUUCGUUCACAACGUGCGCUUUGUCCACUCCAUGAACCGCGCUGGCCUCUCCUAUCAGCUGGCUCUGAACCACUUGUCCGAUCGCUCCCACGCCGAGCUGGCUGUGCUGCGGGGCCGCAGGGGAGGCCACACCCCCAACAAGGGGCGUGCCUUUCCUAAGGAGGCCUACGCCUUGGUGCAGGUCCCCGACUCCCUCGACUGGAGGCUUUAUGGAGCCGUCACCCCGGUGAAGGACCAGGCUAUCUGCGGCUCCUGCUGGAGCUUUGCAACCACUGGGGCAAUAGAGGGCGCUCUCUUCAUGAAGACGGGGUCCCUGGUGGUUCUCUCUCAGCAGAUGCUGGUGGACUGCACCUGGGGCUUCGGGAACAACGGCUGCGACGGAGGCGAGGAGUGGAGGGCAUACGAGUGGAUAAUGAAGCAUGGGGGAAUCUCCACCAUGGAGACUUACGGGGCGUACAUGGGCAUGAAUGGCUUUUGCCACUACAACCAGUCUGAGAUGACCGCACGCAUCCAGAGCUACACCAACGUGACGUCGGGUGAUGCCGACGCCCUGAAGCUGGCGCUGUUCAAACAGGGGCCUGUGGCGGUCAGCAUUGAUGCCGGCCAUCGCUCUUUCGUUUUCUACAGCAACGGAGUGUACUACGAGCCUGCCUGCGGCAACAAGACUGAGGACCUCGACCAUGCGGUGCUUGCAGUAGGGUACGGUGUCCUGAAGGGGGAGCCCUACUGGCUGGUGAAGAACUCGUGGUCUACCUACUGGGGUAACGACGGCUACGUGCUCAUGUCCAUGAAGGACAACAACUGCGGCGUGGCCACCGAUGCCACAUAUGUCACCCUGGCCUGAGAGAGGCUGCUGCCUGCUGCUUGCUGGAACAGCCACAGAGAAAAAGGUCUGCUGUGUGGGUGUCUUCUGUCCAAAACAGGGUGGAGUUUAAUCAUGCACUUCUCAUUGGUCGCAAGGGUGUAACGAUGACAAGAGAACAGAGAACGAUUAUUGGUUGUAUGGUGUGCCUGUGUUCUGUGAGGGUGGGCUAAGAUACAGUAUUGUUGGGUUUUUUUGUUUUUUUUUUGCUGGCCAAGCUCUGUCAUGGUGCCUCGCACAAGCACAAAAUCAAUGCAAAAUGGCUUUUAAAUCCACAGAAUCGCCCUGUGUUCAAUUGUGAUUUGUUUAAUAAAGA